CAAGUUUCCAUUAGAUCUGUUUGUGUAGUUCUCCCUCUCCCCAUCCUCUCCCCUCCACUGCAACUGGAUCCUUAACGGCCAGAGUAAACGUGUGCAGGCAAAGGAAAGGAUCAGAAAUCAGAGAUCAAGAUGUCACCAAACCUUUACCCACGACUCCUCACUUUCCUGACAUUAGUUUUUCUACUGGCUGUCUCAGAUGUAUCCAGCGAGAGCCCUUUGCACAAAAUUCUAAAGAAGAGAGAAGUGGAGGAUGGUGUAAAGCCAGCUGUAGCUGUGGCAGUAGCUCCUAGCAAGGCUAAGGAGUUCCUGACUUCUCUAAGGAGGCCUAAGAGGAACCUGUGGGACCGGAGUCGCCCUGACGUACAGCAGUGGAUCCAGCAGUUUAUGUACAUGGGCUAUGAUGAGGCGAGACUUGAGGCUGACCUCUCCUACUGGAUGGACCAUUUCAACUCCAACGACCAAGGGCGACAGCAUCACUAUGAUGAGAAUUCCCCUAUGGGUCCUCGCUACCCCAGUGCUUACAGACAUGGAGCAAAUGUUAACUACGAUUACUAUUAACUUUUCUUUGGUGAAUGGCCUUAACAUUGCAGUUCUUUCUAUUUUAUCUACUACAGUAGACCCUUGACUUAUGAAUUUAAUUGGUUCUGAAGGGCUUUUCUUAAUUCAAAAUGUUCGUUAGUUAAACCUAUUUUUCCCAUAAGAAAUAAUGUAAAUAGAAUUAAUCCGUGCCAGACCUCCCACAUCACCCCCUUACCUAACCUUUCUAAUGUCUUGAAUGCUCUUUUUUGUUAUAAAUACAAG
Trichomycterus rosablanca is the source of this 801-nucleotide messenger RNA. RefSeq names its product ECRG4 augurin precursor a (gene ecrg4a). The record is from RefSeq and is a predicted model, not a curated record. Bases 130 to 558 code for a protein of 142 amino acids. The transcript is spliced from 4 exons. Lineage: Eukaryota; Metazoa; Chordata; Actinopteri; Siluriformes; Trichomycteridae. Gene Ontology annotation, biological process: anaphase-promoting complex-dependent catabolic process; cellular senescence; central nervous system development.